AUGUCUUCCGCCGAUACCUACGCCAUGAAUAUUCCCACCUCGAACUCCCCUCCCACAGACAUCUCGUCGUACUCCCGCUUCAUGCACGAGCACACCAAGCGACAGAUGGAGGCUCAGGGCGCCCACCCCUCUGAGCGUCGCCAGUCUACCUCGACGACGUCUCAGCAGCACGGCGCUGCCAGUGGGCGCAGUUCCAUGACGAAUGGAACUAGUCCAACCGAGUAA
Emericellopsis cladophorae is the source of this 225-nucleotide messenger RNA. RefSeq lists its product as uncharacterized. NCBI's taxonomy places the organism in Eukaryota, Fungi, Ascomycota, Sordariomycetes, Hypocreales, Bionectriaceae. The record is from RefSeq and is a predicted model, not a curated record. The coding region runs from base 1 to 225 and encodes 74 amino acids. The transcript has a single exon.